ACAAUGAUGUGAAAGGGACACAUUUAUAGUGCUAUGGGGAGAGGGGAUUGUUCUCAUAUGGAGCCAGUACGGACGAGACGGGUCAAAUGGACUGCUUAUGUGUUAUAAGGGUCCUGUGAUUCCUUGCUUUUUGUAAACAUAGCCUUGAAAUCGCUUCGUAACGGGUCAGGUGUGACUUAUUCUGAGGCGGGCUGCGGUGGAAGAGACAAGGGGAGAUGACCACGGCUGCAUUGAUUUCCAAGAUAAUGUCAGCGGUCUCCCUUCGCUUUCGCCCUGCUAUCCGUGCACUGACGACUCGCCCAUCACGUAAAUGCGAAAGUGUGCGAUGCUCAAAUGAGAGUAUUCAAGAUUCUUGGACUUGUAACAGGGUGAAAGAGAAGCUCAUUACAGCCACAGCAAGACGGAGGCAGAGGGCAGCAGUGACUGAGCUUAGCAGAAGUUCUUGAAGAGUGUGGUGUGAAAACUCUGAACAAUUCAUUCAGACCAUGGCUGACAAAAGUUCUGAAGCCAUGUUGAAUGGUGCUAUUCCAGGUGAGAUGGUGAAGAAAGAUGAAAACUUAAAGCGUGGCAACUGGUCCAAUCAAAUCGAGUUCAUCCUCACUAGUGUUGGAUAUGCUGUAGGUCUUGGAAAUGUCUGGAGGUUCCCAUAUCUUUGCUACAGAAAUGGCGGAGGUGCUUUUAUGUUUCCCUAUAUCAUCAUGCUGGUCUUCUGUGGUAUUCCUCUUUUUUUUCUGGAGCUUUCCUUUGGACAGUUCACCAGCCAAGGCUGUCUUGGUGUGUGGAGGGUUAACCCUAUGUUCAAAGGAGUCGGGUAUGGGAUGAUGGUUGUGUCCUCAUACAUUGGAAUCUACUACAAUGUGGUCAUUUGCAUCUCCUUCUACUACUUCUUCUCCUCCAUGACUUCAAUUCUUCCAUGGACAUACUGCAAUAAUCCCUGGAACAAGAAAGAUUGCAGCAGCAUGCUGAAUCCCAACAGAACUGCCAACAUCACCGAGCUGUCACAAAACAUCUCAACAUUGCUGAACCAAACUGCAAAGAGGACCAGUCCCAGUGAGGAGUACUGGAAUUAUUAUGUACUGAAGACCUCGGAUGGUAUUGGAAAUUUUGGGGAGGUCCGCUUGCCUUUGCUGGGAUGCCUUGCUGUGGCCUGGGUUGUGGUCUUUCUGUGCCUCAUUAAAGGGGUCAAGUCUUCAGGAAAAGUGGUGUACUUUACAGCAACAUUUCCAUAUGUUGUGCUGACUAUUCUGUUUAUCCGUGGGAUUACACUGAAUGGAGCUGUAAAUGGCAUCAUGUAUUAUCUCACUCCUCAGUGGGACAAGAUUUUGGAUGCUAAGGUCUGGGGUGAUGCUGCUUCCCAAAUUUUCUACUCCCUUGGAUGUGCUUGGGGUGGCCUGAUAACCAUGGCUUCUUAUAACAAGUUCCACAAUAACUGCUACAGGGACAGCAUCAUUAUCAGUAUCACCAACUGUGCCACCAGUAUUUAUGCUGGGUUUGUCAUCUUCUCCAUUCUUGGAUUCAUGGCUGCACACCUGGGAGUUGAUGUCUCAAACGUAGCAGAUCAUGGUCCUGGACUGGCCUUUGUGGCUUACCCAGAGGCUCUGACCUUGCUGCCGAUCUCACCCUUCUGGUCACUUCUCUUUUUCUUUAUGUUGAUUCUUCUGGGGUUGGGUACGCAGUUCUGUCUGCUGGAAACAUUGGUCACUGCUAUUGUUGAUGAAAUUGGCAGUGAUUGGAUUCGCAGGCGAAAGUCUCUUGUCACUCUGGGAGUUGCUGUUGUUGGCUUUCUUCUGGGUAUCUCAUUAACUACACAAGCUGGCAUUUACUGGCUCCUUCUCAUGGAUAACUACGCAGCCAGCUUUUCACUUGUGGUGAUUUCCUGCAUUAUGUGUAUUGCUAUCAUGUAUAUUUAUGGACAUAACCACUACUUCAAGGAUGUUGAGAUGAUGCUUGGCUUUCCACCUCCGAUCUUCUUCCAAAUUUGCUGGCGUUUUGUGUCUCCCAGCAUUAUCUUUUUCAUACUGGUGUUCACUGUGGUCCAGUAUAAACCCAUCAGUUACAAUGACUAUGUGUACCCAACAUGGGCUAUCACACUUGGUUUCCUGAUGGCACUCUCCUCAGUAAUCUGUAUUCCAAUUUAUGCCAUUUGGAAGAUUUGCACAACUGAAGGUUCCACAUUUUGGGAGCGUCUGAAAAAUGCAAAUAAACCAAGCAAGGAAUGGGGACCUGCUUUACUGGAGCACCGUACUGGUCGAUAUGCCACACUGGGCAGCCCGUCCUAUGAGUUCAACCUUGAAAUCCAACAGCUCAAUCCAGAUAAGGAGCGAGAGAAGGAGCAACUACCAACAGAAAAUAUAGAGCAUAACCUCAACACACAGGGCAGCAAUGGUUCUGCCAGAACAUAGAACCCUAAUGUGUAGUCAAAAUCAUUUUUAAAUCAAAGAUGAUAAUUAAUUUGUGGUGGAGGUGGGGAUGGCAGUUGGGUCAGGAAAUAAAGCCUUCAUCUUAUGUGAAAGGAUCUGCCCCUAUAAUUUCCUGUACAAUCAGUAUGCAAGACAAGUUUUUCACUGUACCUCGGUACAAGUGACAAUAAUAAACCAAUAUCAAUACGAUCCAUGGAUUUUGACAAGUAGUCAAAACAAUUUAAUUGAUUGUUCUUCCUUCAGGUAUCUGCAUUUUUUUUCUUUCCAUUCAUUUUUAAAAUUAUCAAUAGAGCUCCAUAAUUUAAUAUUUAACCUUUUUUUCAAGAAAUCAAUUAUUUUUGUUGUGUUAGCAGAAUUCUGUACUUUUUGUGGAAAUUACUUGUACCUUUGUGCAACUGAGAUCUGACUUUCCCAGUUGUUGCGAGGUUUUUAUCUGAUUUUCAUUAGACAUCUGUUUGUGUCUGUCUACUCCACAUAAAAGUACUGCUUAAUAUCAACAACACGAGUAUAUUACAUAUAUAAAAUACUGAAAAGGUAGAAGGACACUUGGUGAAGGGACUGGUUAAUGCCACUUCAAUAUGAAGUGUGUGACAGCACACGUUUCCAAGUAACCAGUUGUUCACCGCACCAACCUCUCCUGGGGAUACAAGUUGCCCUGGUUCUUUUACGUAUUAGGUUUGUUCCUUUUUUUUUAAAUGCAACUCUAAUAUAUUUUUUACACAGAAAAGCAAAUAUUUCCUGAAAGUAAGAUAUUUCCGGUAAUUUACGCAGAAUACAACAAAAAGUAUAUAACACAUAUUUCAAUCUUUGAAGCUCUACACCAUUUGUAUAAGUUUUGCUAGAGCUAGUGGAGAUAACAGCAUAAUGAACACCAGUUCCUGGUACUUUCCAUUUGCAAAACAUGGCCUCACCGUCAGUUAAAUAGCUUGUGUCAUCUGUAAUAGCGAUGCUCCCAUCACCGUCAUGCUCUAAUAAUGGCAGUACCUCUUCACAAGAGGAUCGGUAGUAGUAAACCUUUGACUAUGACUCAACCGGUGAUAUUAGUAUGCAUGUCCUACAUAGUAUUAGACAUGCAUGUAUACAUGAGAAUAUUUGAUUGCUUUACUCAUAUGUCAAGUACCUAAUUUCACAAAUUCAUUGACACAUUUGAACCUACUGAUCAUCAGACUUGUACUAUUUCAGAGGAAGUUAAAAAAAUAAAAAUUGUUAUUAAUACAUCUAAAAGGCAGCAACUUGCUAAUGAAAAGUUAAGCAAAGAAUCUGGAGCUAAUGAUGCAUCUUAGAGGAUGUUCAUAUUGGAGGAACACGCCAUUUCAUGUAAUCAUUUAGCACUUUUACCACACUUCAUUGGAAGAGCUUUUGGAGAUGGCCUAAUGGUGCUAGUAUCAAUUAAUGGACUGCAUUUGCCUUUAGGUAACAGGUUUUCAUUUGUUAAAAAUCUAUUCUGUAAGAAAAACAAGUAGGAUGUUAGAAGUAGUGAUGCAAAAAAAUGCCACAACAAAGAAAGGCCCAGUGCGUAGCUGAGAGUGAUUCUGUAAUGGAAACUCAGUUCCCUUCAGAUGAUAACUAACAGUUUUCAAAAGCUCUUCUUGUGUUUGGGUCUUUAGCAGCACUAGAAUGGGGAGAGCUGGGAAAAUUUGAACUUUUGAUUGCAUGAACUUUCAUUUUACCCAUGCCCUGCAAAAGUAGAAGAAAAAUACCAUUUCAACAAAAUAGGCAUGAAUUUUUACUGCCACAUAUUUAUCAGGUAGUCACAUUAGACAUUCCUUCAAGAUCCAAGGCUUAUAUGAUUCAGUUUAUAAAUGGGUACCUACCAUUGCUGUCCAAAAAACUCAGGGGGCUGUUCAAUUAUUUGUGGUAUCCCACUUGCCAUUUUCAUGAAUAAAUGGAGAUUAAAUGCAAUAUGCACAUUAGCCCUUGUUUCACCUAGUGUUGAAUGGCUCAACCUUUAAAGGAACUCCUGAAGGCCACUCCAAAACAUGCCAAGAGAUUUCUAAGACCCAAAGGAAUAAACAUACUUCAUUAAACGUCCAAAAAUUACAACAGUCCAAUCUGCCAACCAAUACAAAUAGGAGAUGAUGGAUUUCAGUUUAACUAAACCAGCAAGCUGCCAUGUCAAUUUGCCUUCCAUUGAUCAUGGUUCAAUUCAAAGGAUAUAGUUGGAAAUAGUUCGUAUUACCUAAUGGUGGAUUUUGAUGGAUUCCAUGGACUCAUUGCCAUCUCCACACUGGUCUUGGGUUAAAGGCAAAGCCUGUACACAAUAUCCUAAAACCAAAAUCAGGGGAGAGUGCUCACACCCCUGCAGGACUCUUUGUUAGGAGAGGUAGAAUGCACAAACAGAUGAUUUUAAACAUUUGUUCUUUUGGAAUUUUAAAAAAAUCACACUCCAACCCCCUUUCUCACUCCCACCACUGCCAAAACAAAGUUUGUAAUGAAAUCAGUCACCUCAUUUUAUUGGUGGGGGUCUUUGAAUCCACAGUUUCAUUCAUGUGUCAAAUUAUGUGAAGUGCUUGAAUUGUACAGUGUACAUUCUAGUCCUAACUUUACAAAUGCAGAAAGGGUUUAUGCCAAGAGAUUUUGUGCUUAGAUCCAAAUUUUGAUUGGAUUGGAAUUAAGGUUCAAGUUCUGGAACAAAAUUAUGUUUAUAUCAAAAUACUUGCAUGAUGGGAAUGGUCAUAAUGGGAUUUUGUGCCUGGCUGCAAAACACAUUUAUGUAGAUUCCAUUGCAUUUGCUUGAUAAUGUUAAAUCUUGAUUCUAUGGAAAUAUGCAAUAUGACAAAGUAGACAUUGCCAAUAAGAAGCUAUGAAUUAAAUUCUCUCUCUCCUUGUUCUCCUUAUUAAUCCUUUCCCUGUUUCCUUCUGACAAUUGAAUCUUUUCUUUAUUCAUAUUUCUGUGGGGUUUAAUCUUGGCUGGUACUUGAAUCACCAGCCCACACCCAUCUUUACUGCACUGCAGUUGAGGCAGAUAAUAGAACUCUAGCCUCAGAGUCAGAAGGUUGAAGGUUUAAACCCAACUGCAUUAACAAGAAUAAAGAUUAAUACUAUAUUUUAAUACUGAGAGAGUACCGUCUUUAGGAUAAGAUAUUAGACCAGGGAGCAGUCUUCCCUUCCAGGUGGAUGUAAAAGAUCCCAUAGCACUACUUCAAAAAAGGAACAAUGGUGCUCCCCUCCAACUUCAAUGGCCGUAAAGCACUUUAGGAUGUCCAUGAUAACCACCAUUUCAAUGCAAGUCCUUUUUUGAUCUAGAAGCGAUCUGCAAGUGAAUAAUUAGCCUCUCAUCCUUCGGGUUAAGGCCUUAUAACACAUGCUUCACCCCUUCAGGCUGCACAAGCUACUCAAACACUUUUAUAACCUAAUGGGAAAUAGUUUACAAAUUACAACCAAAAAAAUUGUAGUAAAUAUGCAUUUUAUUAUACUGAGCUAUAUUUACUGCCCCUUAAUUCAUAUUGAUAAAGCAAUAGACUGCACUUUGUUGACUUUCAUUAGCAGACAUAGGAAAAAGUAUUUUCUCACAUGGUUUAGUCAAUUGAAUUUCAUGAUUCAGUCUAAGGAAAUUUGACCCAGAUAAUUUAAGUUUCUGCAGCUUCCUGACCUGGUAACUCUAUAUGCUGUUGUAACAUUGAUAUAUUAGUAUUAAUAUUCAGUGGCAGACUUUGUUCUAGCUUAAAGAAAUCUUUUUCACAAUUUGUCAGGUAACUAAAGCAAAAUGUCUGUGAUGAUUAAGGUUAAUUCAGUGGAAGCUGACUGCUAAUAAUUUGGUUCACCAAGGAAGUACUUAGUCACUAACAGGCUCGAUUAAAUUUGACACACAGGUCAUUGAGAAGUCUGCCUCAUUUGUACUUCAGGAUGGGUCAUUGCCAGCCAAUCCAGUACAUAAAAACUUCCACGGUGCCAGUGCUUCCCCAUUCAUAGAUCUCAGAGAUGACUGUAUUUUCCAAUCCAGGUUAUUUCAAUGCCAGCAAUAAAUCAUUUAAAAUAAACAUAUUUUUAUUUUAAAUGAUUUGCUGCUCACUUCAAAAUAACAAUGUUUGAUAAAUUAAAGCUUGUGGCUCCCAUUAUUACAUAAUGUUGGAAAUAUCUACAAUAUGCACAUGCAUUCAGAGUGACACACACACUCUCUCUCUGGAUGAUGUUUACACUGCUGCAGACCUUGGACUGUUCAAACGUAGAGAACAUAAUAUCACAUGACCCCAUUAGUGGCACACAAUAUUGUAGAUUAAGGGGUCACUUUGCUCUCAUACAUGACGGUAUUUUAGACUACACUGAAAUGUUUUAGU
Molecule: messenger RNA, 6697 nt
Organism: Pristis pectinata (smalltooth sawfish)
Lineage: Eukaryota; Metazoa; Chordata; Chondrichthyes; Rhinopristiformes; Pristidae
Gene: slc6a9
Product: solute carrier family 6 member 9
Exons: 14
Coding region: 486-2402 (638 amino acids)
Biological process (GO): sodium ion transmembrane transport; glycine import across plasma membrane; neurotransmitter transport
Cellular component (GO): plasma membrane
Molecular function (GO): glycine:sodium symporter activity
Source: RefSeq, a predicted model, not a curated record